Staurois parvus is the source of this 323-nucleotide messenger RNA. NCBI's taxonomy places the organism in Eukaryota, Metazoa, Chordata, Amphibia, Anura, Ranidae. The record is from the annotation of a GenBank genome assembly.
UCACCGGGUCCCAACCCGUGAUUUUUCCCGCCGGCGAUUGCUGAGUAUUACCGAAGGGGGCGAGACCUCUACUGCACACUGCUUUGUAUGGCUCUGCAUAUCAGAACCAUACAAAGCAGUGUGAUUACAGUGUAAAGCACACACACAGCACACCGUUAACCCUUUGAUUGCCCCACAUGUUAACCCCUUCCUGCCCAGUGCCAUUAGAAAAGUGUCAGUGCUUUUUAUUAGCACUGAUCACUGUAUUGGUGUCACUGGGGAUGUCAGUAACACCAAGUCAGUUCCCCCCCAGUGUCAGAAUGCCUGCCGCAGUCCCGCUAUAA